Amphiprion ocellaris (clown anemonefish) is the source of this 1299-nucleotide messenger RNA. Its product is annotated as dysbindin-A. Gene Ontology annotation, cellular component: cytoplasm. The record is from RefSeq and is a predicted model, not a curated record. Gene Ontology annotation, biological process: negative regulation of protein kinase activity. The transcript is spliced from 4 exons. Bases 257 to 853 code for a protein of 198 amino acids. NCBI's taxonomy places the organism in Eukaryota, Metazoa, Chordata, Actinopteri, Pomacentridae.
CUCAUCCGAGUGGCUCGGAGUCCACUGAGGGGGAAGGAGGGACGAGGAGGGAGGAGAAGAGCAGCAGGGUGGCAGCCAGACCAUCAGUCACUCUGGAAUGAUCAGAGGAGGUGGGAGAUGCUCGGCUGAACUCUGACGAGGCUGAACCGAACCAGCCACCACUAUCAUCACCAUCAUCAUCAUCAUCAUCAUCAUCGUCAUCAUCAUCACCAUCAUCACCAUCAUCUCUGUGACCCGACAACUUCCCAGCAGCAACAUGAGCUCCUCAUCUGCCAACCUGCACAGCAAACGCCUGCCCUCGGAGACGGAGCGUGGCCAGAGGCUGCCAGAUGUGGACGCAGCGCAACAGCUCAAGCUAAGAGAGAGACAGCGUUUCUUUGAGGAAGUCUUCCAACACGAUGUGGACGUCUACCUGUCCUCUGCACACCUUUGCAUCAGAGACUACAAGAGACCUCCUAUUGGCAGCAUCUCCUCUAUGGAGGUGAACGUGGACCUGCUGGACCAGAUGGAGCUCAUCGACAUCUCUGACCAGGAGGGUUUGGAUGUUUUCUUCAGCUCUGUGGGAGAAGAAGGAGUUCUGCCUUCUCCACUGCCAGUUCAAGGAAACAACAACAACAACGAGGAAGCCAUCAGUAAUGGACUCUUUCGACACGUCCUCGAGAGUCUUGAUGCCAAGUCCCGCAUCUCCUCCACAUCUUCAAACUCCUCCUCCGACAGCCAGACCACCAGUGCCAACGGGGGAGACACUCCUGUGGUCGGAUCAGACGAUGAGGAAACAAACACGAGCACAAUGAAGAGGAGAGUCGUGUCCCCAGAGAGAGAGGAGGUGAAGACUCAGAAUCCAUCGUCAUAGGAUGCAUCUCAGUCGGGGGUGAAGAAGGGACUCUGGGAUGAGAGCUACCGAAAGACUUCCACAAACCGUCUAUUUUCACAGCUUUCAACCUCUCCCUGUUGAUUUAUGAAUUGUACGGAGCCUGUGGGGCCGUAAAGUGUAAAAAUGGAGAAUUCCUUUCUAUUCUCCAUUCUUGUGUUGGCAUGUUUUGAAGGACAAUUUUUGUUCCCCUGUUUUUGACCUCACUCAACUUGUAGCUGAUGGAGACAUUAUUUUGUACAGUACUAACACAACCCAGAACAGUAAAGCAAUAACUCAAACAAAAAUAAUUACACAAAGUAUGACUUGGUUUGUGGCUAUUUAAUGUACUGUUUUUGAAAGGAACAAAUUCUCCUGCCAGUGAAAAUUCUCAGCCCUAAUUUUGGGAUUUUUCUUUGCUUUUACAAUAAAGAAAAAGAUCAAAUGUU